AUGGCUAUCCAUAUACCGGGUCUGAUAAUGAUGGUCAUCUUCUACCUGCUUGUGCUGGGAACUGGCAUCUGGGCAUCUGUAAAAUCGAAGAAGAUGGAGAAAAACGCACUCAAUGGAUGGAUUGAAGUGUCUUUUUUGGCUAACCGCAGGGUCAAUUUGAUAGUGGGAGUCUUCACAAUGACGGCCACCUGGGUCGGAGGUGCUUUUAUCAUUGGAUUGGCAGAGACAGUUUAUGACCCCACAAAGGGACUAAUCUGGGCUCUUAUUCCUCUGCAAAUGUCAAUUUCCUUUAUUAUUGGCGGACUGUUCUUUGCGAAGCCAAUGCGGGACCAAAACUACAUCACGAUGAUGGAUCCAUUUCAGAGAAAGUAUGGGAAGACACUGACGGGGCUUCUUGCCAUUGUUCCAUUCAUCAGUGAACUGAUGUGGGUUCCUGUCACACUGAUUUCUCUGGGUAAUAUAAAAACACAAACACUUUGUCACAUCUGUCUCCAGAGGUUAUCUACUGCAUCAGAUAAAGAGCUACAGUGGGUGAUUCGCUUCUCCAUAGUAGUUGUAGGGAUUGUGGGAACAUCUCUGACCUACCUGGACAGCAGCAUCUUAGCAUUCUGGAUCCUGAGCUCAGACUUGACUUACACCAUAAUGCUCCCACAACUGAUCUGUAUCCUCUUCGUCAGGGUGUCCAAUGGCUAUGGGGCUGUUGAGGGCUAUGUUGUUGCUUUUGUGAUGAGAGUUUUGUGCGGAGAGCCCAUGUUCAAUCUUCCUGUGAUCCUGCAAUUCCCAGGUUGCACUUUAGAGGAUGGUGUUUACAUUCAGCACUCUCCCAUCAAGACCAUUUGCAUGCUGUCUGCUCUGGUUUCCAUUCUCAUGGUUUCAUAUGUGGCCUCACUCCUGUUUAACAAGGGGAUCCUUCCCAAGAGGUGGGACGUGUUUGAGGUGAAAUCCCAGGGAGCACCAACAGAUGGUGCCAGAGAAGGUGAUGGUGAAAAGGAUGAUGAACCAAUGCUUGAAACAGCUUACUAA
Molecule: messenger RNA, 1023 nt
Organism: Epinephelus lanceolatus (giant grouper)
Lineage: Eukaryota; Metazoa; Chordata; Actinopteri; Perciformes; Serranidae
Source: RefSeq, a predicted model, not a curated record